GGUGUUCCAGCAGGCGUGGGUGUAUCCCAAGUCGCUCUUGGUUCCACAUAUGUGUCAGUAGGGACAGUGCUCAGAUUAAGACACACAGCUCUUUCUCCCCAGUAUGUGAGCUGACAGGAUGCUGCCCCGUAAAUGGGGCUCCCAGUCUACCCCUUCUGUGCCACACAUGCUGCCCCAGGGGACCACCAAACGCUAUCACUGGAUCUUAACGAGGAGACAAUCCAUUGAUUUCUCUGAUCUCUGCCAAACCUGGGAUAUUUUAUAAUUAUGUCCUUUAUUGAACCGUUACUAGAAGAAGAAAGCUAUGAAUAUGAUUGUGAAAGUGAGCAGGAGACUGUUUAUGAUGAAGGCCCCUGUGAACAGUUAGAAUUUGAGGAAGAAGUGUUAUGUGCAGAACGAGUUGGCCAGAUGACUAAAACAUACAAUGAUAUAGAUUCUGUUACACAUCUACUUGAAGAGAAAGAGCGGGAUCUUGAAUUAGCUGCUCGGAUAGGCCAGUCUUUGCUGAAGAAGAACAAAACACUGACAGAAAGGAAUGAGUACCUCGAAGAGCAAGUAGAACAUAUCAAGGAGGAAGUUUCACAGUUGCGUCAUGAACUGGCUAUGAAAGAUGAACUGCUUCAGUUUUAUACCAGUGCUGCUGAGGAAAGUGAACCAGAGUCCAUCUGCUCCACACCUUUGAAGAGGAAUGAAUCUUCAUCAUCCGUCCAAAAUUAUUUUCAUUUUGAUUCACUCCAGAGAAAAUUGAAAGACUUAGAAGAUGAAAAUAUUGUUCUCCGUUCUGAGGCAUGCCACUUGGAAACAGAGACUAUAACAUAUGAAGAAAAAGAACAACAGUUAGUGAAUGACUGUGUCAAAGAGCUAAGGGAUGCUAAUUUCCAAAUUGUCAGCAUAUCGGAUGAAUUGGCUAAAAAAACAGAAGAUGCUGCUCGUCAACAAGAGGAGAUAACCCAUUUGCUCUCUCAAAUUGUUGAUAUUCAGAAAAAGGCUAAAUCUUAUGCAGUUGAAAAUGAAGAGCUUGUGCAACAUCUGGGGGCUGCUAAAGAUGCCCAGAGACAGCUUACAGCCGAGCUACGGGAAUUGGAGGACAAAUAUGCAGAGUGCAUGGAGAUGCUUCAUGAGGCGCAGGAAGAGUUAAAAAACCUAAGAAAUAAAACCAUGCCAAAUGUUAUUUCACGACGGUACCACACACUAGGUGUAUUUCCUAUGGACUCUAUAGCAGCUGAAAUAGAAGGCUCCAUGAGGAAAGAGCUGAAGAUGGAUGAUCCAGACUCUCCAGAAAUGAAUGGCAAUCACCCCAAGCGUGUGUUUGAAACUGUCCGAAACGUGAACCAGGUAGUAAAGCAAAGGUCUCUGGCUCCAUCUCCAAUGAAUAUCCCAGGUUCCAACCAAUCAUCUUCUAUGAACUCUUUAAUGUCAAGUUGUGUAAGCACUCCACGUUCCAGCCUGUAUGGGGGAGAUAUCUCCAACAUUGUGAUUGAUAACAAGACCAACACUAUUAUCUUGGAAACUGAAGCAACUGAUAAUGCGGAUGGCGAUAAGAACAAGCCUGGCACUCCUGGCACACCAGGUUCUAAUGACCUCGAGACGGCUCUCAGACGCUUGUCUCUUCGUCGAGAGAACUAUCUUCUUGAGCGAAAGUUCUUUGAAGAUGAUCAAGAUAGAAAACUGCGCAGCCUGGCUGAGAAGGGAGAGCUUAACAGUGGAUCUUUAACCCCAACUGAAAGCAUCAUGUCACUGGGAACUCACUCACGAUUUUCAGAGCUCACGGGAAUCUCAGGAAUGUCUUAUUGCAGUCGCUCCUACCUUCCAGAAAAACUUCAGAUCGUGAAGCCCCUAGAAGGUUCUGCAACUCUACAUCACUGGCAGCAGCUGGCCCAGCCCAACCUGGGAGGAAUUCUGGAUCCAAGGCCUGGAGUAGUCACCAAAGGCUUCAGAACUCUAGACCUGGACCAAGAGGAUGUGUACUGCUUUGCAGAUUAUGAAGAAGAUGAGACAGGUGACAUUCCUUUCAAGAGUUUAACUACCUCGACUCCCGUCCAGCACUCAGAGACCUCAGGUGAGAGGUCAAAAGCACAAGUGACUGUGUCAGACAGCAAGAAUUGUCCAAGUCAUUCUCAGGCUGUCCCAGAAGAUUUGCAAGAGCCAGCGACAGACGAUGAUGAGGGGUCUGCACUCUACCCUGGGAAGUGCAUGUCUCAGACAAACUCCACAUACACCUUUACCACUUGUCGGAUUCUGCACCCUUCUGAUGAGCUCACUCGAGUCACUCCGAGCCUUAACUCUGCACCCAAUCUGUCUUGUGGCAACUUUAGUAAUCUAAAAUCAACGCCUGCAAGCACCCCUUGCACACCUAGACGCCUGAGCUUGGCUGAAUCGUUCACCAAUCUCCGAGAAUCGACAACCACUAUGAGCACAUCUUUGGGGCUGGUGAGGCUGCUAAAGGAGAGGGGAAUUUCUGCAGCCAUGUACAAUCCUCAAAGCUGGGACAGGGCUAGGAAAGCAUCCCUCGUGAACAGUUCUCUUCCAAAAAUGACUGUUAUUCCUUCCACCCCUCCAAACUCUCCUAUGCAGACGCCAAGUUCCUCACCUCCCUUGCUGGACUUUAAGUGCACCAGCCCACCUUAUGACAAUUUCCUGGCUUCUAAACCUGCCAGCUCCAUUUUGAAGGAAGUACGAGAAAAGAAGAACAUAAGAAGCAGUGAAAGCCAAACUGAUGUGUCUGUGUCAAACCUUAACCUAGUAGAUAAAGUUAAAAAGUUUGGAAUUGCUAAGGUAUCUGGACCAGCACAUGCAUCUGCUUUACGUGACCACCACAAGCCCAUUAUAUGUGGUGCACAGGGACCAAUUAGUGCCUAUGUUCCUGGAGGCGUAAUGCAGGAAGGCCGUCCUUUGAGUUACCCUGUUGUGACAAGUGCUAUAAGCAGCCUUCAGCUUAACACUGGCAUCCGCAGGAAUCGGAGCUUUCCAACCAUGGUAGGGUCCAGCAUGCAGAUGAAAGGGCCUCCAGCGACUUUGACAUCAGACAUUCUAAUGGGAGCCAAAUUGCCUAAACAGACUAGCUUGCGCUGAGAACUAUCUGCUAGUGGUGAAACAAUAUUGAAGCUCAGACUUUUAUUUAACACCAUUGUUUCACUUCUUCCCUCACCUUUAUGCUGACAAAUCAACAUUGUGCCUAGAAUGGAAAAUGAUUGUAUAAAUAUGUAACAUAAAUAUUGUUUGUGAACUUAUUUCAAAUGAAAAACCAGUGACAUUAGAUGUUCACUGUAGUUGUACUGUUGUAGAUAUUUAACUUGCUAAUAAUGUACAUAAAAUUGUUAAUGGCAGGAGAGAGAUUCUGUAUGCACUGAAUAUGAAAAACCUCUGGGAGAGUCUUGUGUAGACGGUCCUGUGAAACUUUAUUUGGUGGGCAUGUUUUUCGUGUGCCAAAGUGGCUACUGAAAACUACCAGUCUAGAAUUUAGCAGUACUACAAAAAAAAGGCCUCUGUUGUAUGUGCAACGAUUGAGUACCUUUUAGGUAUGGCACUAAGUAAUUCUUGAAAUGACCAUAAUUGUGAGAAAUGAUUUAACAGCAAAAUUAAACAUGGGAAACAAAGCUUUAUGGCACUUUUCACUUUGCAACUGUGAUGUUCAGUACAUCAAAAGCAAAAUAUUUUUUGUAUACAAUUUCAUACUUCUCACAAUCAUAAUAAAACAAGCAAGUAUUGCAAAUACUACAUCACUGCAAGUAAUACCCAAUCUUUUUUCUUUUUAUAGGAGUUAAGUAAAGUAAUAAGUGAUGUUAAAACAUAUAAACUAUAAUAAGCGUGUAUGUUCUACUCUCCUGGACAUAUAAUAAUGAACAGGUUUUUUUUGUUUGUUUGUUUUUUUAACAGAAUGGAUUACUGUGCAAUUAAAUGACUCUACACUAUCUUUAGUUAUAUAGGAAGUCAUAGCUUUUAUUUUUUAAAUCUUUUCCCAACCACUUCUUUUUGCUGUAGUUUUAAAGACCUGAAAGGUGUGGUAUCCUUUUUUAGGCCUUUCCUACAACAGUACCCCAAAGUCUUUGGUACUCUUUCAGGCCUUUAGUGUAUGCAAUGAACUCUGCCCUAAACAGCAAAAUGUCCAGAUUCAAAAAGGGUGAAGAAGAGGAUUUAAAGCAAUCUUCUAUAUUCAGCUUGCCAAACAAAGUAUUUACAACAAAAAAUAGAGAAUGGUUGUCUUUACAGAGGUAUAUCACCUGGAACACUGAAAAUCCUUUAAAAAUGGAUCUCAGGAAAGGGAACUAGUGGUAGCUGUUCAACCUUGAUUACUGGUAGUGCUGCAGAGUAGCUUCUAUACACAGUUAGAGCAGCAAUGUUACUGUCUGAGGACUAUACAGAAUUUGCAAAGACCGCCAACAGUGACAUCACCACUGGGAGUCUGGUGGCUAGUGUGGAGGGGGGCAGUGAAAGGUGAGCUUUACUUAUCUGAACCUGUACCUCACGGCACCGCCAUCUUCUAUUGGCGUGUCAUUGUUUGCUUCUGAUGCUGAAUUCUCGCGCCUGAGUGAGAGUACAGCAUUGAGGUUUAUGGAGAAUCCUGCGAGACCACAGGGUUCUCCAUAGAAAAAAAACAAUUCACUGCAGCUGUCACUGGUGACAGCUAGGGGAAUUGCCACUUCUAGACCGCUUCCCAGUGUCUAGAAAUGUUAGGCGCAGGGAGGGUGGCAGUGCCACUUUAAUGUUAACUUAUAAAA
Messenger RNA from Pelobates fuscus (common spadefoot toad), 4718 nucleotides. RefSeq names its product trafficking kinesin protein 1 (gene TRAK1). The transcript has 15 exons. The record is from RefSeq and is a predicted model, not a curated record. Gene Ontology annotation, biological process: vesicle transport along microtubule; protein targeting; mitochondrion distribution. The coding region runs from base 268 to 3072 and encodes 934 amino acids. Gene Ontology annotation, cellular component: cytoplasmic vesicle; mitochondrion; dendrite. Gene Ontology annotation, molecular function: myosin binding; GABA receptor binding. NCBI's taxonomy places the organism in Eukaryota, Metazoa, Chordata, Amphibia, Anura, Pelobatidae.